This is a messenger RNA of Volvox carteri f. nagariensis, 1377 nucleotides long. RefSeq lists its product as uncharacterized. The coding region runs from base 235 to 966 and encodes 243 amino acids. The transcript has 3 exons. The record is from RefSeq and is a predicted model, not a curated record. NCBI's taxonomy places the organism in Eukaryota, Viridiplantae, Chlorophyta, Chlorophyceae, Chlamydomonadales, Volvocaceae.
GCGUCGAGGCGUAGCAACAAGCUGAAGGUCCAGCUGGGCAGUGCCAAAGACACGGCUGCGCACGCCGUAGCCCUCGCGAAGUCGCAAUCGGCUGCUGAGCAGUCGGCUGCUCUGGGUGAGCGAGCGGUCGAGCUUGCGACACACGCGCGAACAGUACAGGAGCAUGCUGCACGGCUGUCGGGCGAGAGCGCGAACUGCUUGCAAGUCCUGGAACGCCUGCAACAUGCGUGUGAUAUGGAACUCCAGGCUCAGCAUGCGCUGGUGCAAGCCGUGGACCUCCUUUUGUGUGAGGCAAUGCAGGCUGUGCUUCGUGGGGAGAGGGGUCCAGGCAUUGGCUUGGCGCCUCUUGGCAGGUCCGUGGGGGAUGCCACAGCUCCGGAAUUGCCGGCACAGUCAGAGGCCCUAACAGGGGACUUCGACAGCCUGCUGCAAGCCCGGCAUCCAUCAGGCGAUUACUUAUCAGCCGCACGUGCACAUUCGCGGCGUGGUGAAGACGUGGCCCAGGAUGCGGCCCGAGCAGUGCAGGUAGCUAAGGAGCAGCUGGAGCAGCAAAUGGGCCCAUUUGCCCGCCAAAUGGACGAUGCGGCCACGGCUUUGGCUGCAAUCUCAUCAGCGCGGACAGCCCAGUGCGACAACCUGCGAACAAGAGCUGAUGCAGCGGCAGUGUGUGUUGCCCGUGCCCGCUCCAAGUUGGCUGCGCAGCGGGCUGCACGCGAUUCAGCGGCUGCAGAGAAGUACAGUCGAGCAGCCGAGGGUUGGGCAAAGCAAGCAGAAAAGCUGAGGAAGGAGGCGUUGGUCACAUCCGCAGCUGCCGAGGAAAUGGGUAGCAGGGGCCAGGCCAUUGCAAGGCUUGGAGCGCGCCUGCGGCCGAUCCAGGAGGCCUUGGACGAGUACUUGGACCAGCAGCUUGAAGCCUGGGCUGCUGCUGCGCUCUCUCGUAUCCAAGCUUGCGGAUUGAGGGGAUAGCCGCAGAUGGUGGCCAGAUAAAACUGCAUCUCUUUUGGUGCCGGGUCAGCAAGCUGUGGUUUAGCAAUAACGCAAUACCAGCUCUUGUCAGCUCAUAGAUUGUACAUCCUUAUCAUUACAGGUUUAUUGAUGCAUAGGCAAGUUAUUGAUUGAUUGUGACAUGGUUAGCCAACAUGGCCUAACGUGGCUACAAACGUCCAUAUGCAUCCCCCUUGUCCAUUAUUGAUUCAGACUUUCCUACCUGUCCAUUUCGUUUGGACUGUCCAAGUAAAGUGUAGAGCUCAUGGUAAGCAGUGCCACUGUUGAGGUGACGCCACGAUGUCGCGCGGGUAUCUAGUAUACCGGGAAGCGUCGGGAAGCGAGUGGCUUUCGGGCUAUCCUUUCUAGCGUAUAUGUAAAUACACCCAUGAG